This is a messenger RNA of Chiloscyllium plagiosum (whitespotted bambooshark), 5999 nucleotides long. It is a transcript of the gene fam168b, whose product is annotated as family with sequence similarity 168 member B. The record is from RefSeq and is a predicted model, not a curated record. NCBI's taxonomy places the organism in Eukaryota, Metazoa, Chordata, Chondrichthyes, Orectolobiformes, Hemiscylliidae.
GGGGGAAAGCUUGCAGUUGUUGCGCAGCGUCGCUGAUGUGAGGCGGAGUGAGAGAGGAGAGUCUGCAUCGCUGGAAUCGUUCAGUCAGGCUCCUUAGAAACACCAUGAACCCAGUAUACAGUUCAGCUGCUUCAGGGGUUCCAUAUGCAAAUCCAAAAGGAAUUGGAUACCCAGGUUUUCCAGUGGGGUAUGCAGCAGCUGCUCCUGCCUUUUCUCCUACUAUGUAUGCUGGUACAAACCCAGCCUUCCAGACAGGUUACACACCAGGCACACCUUAUAAAGUCUCAUGUUCUCCAACCAGUGGAGCGGUGCCACCUUACUCCUCCUCUCCCAACCCAUACCAGACAGCUGUAUACCCGGUUCGAAGUGCCUAUCCACAGCAGAACCCUUACGCGCAGCAAGGCACUUACUACACACAGCCUCUAUAUGCUGCACCGCCUCAUGUAAUUCAUCACACCACAGUUGUUCAACCAAAUGGAAUGCCUGCUGCCAUGUACCCACAACCAAUUCCAUCACCCAGAGCAAAUGGUGUUGCCAUGGGAAUGGUAGCUGGGACCACUAUGGCAAUGUCAGCAGGCACUUUGUUGACAACUCAUUCCCCAACACCAGUAGCUCCUCAUCCAGUUUCCUUGCCUGCUUAUAGGACUCCGGGAACGCCUACCUACAACUACGUACCCUCACAGUGGUGAUCAGCUAGUAACUGAAAAUGUUGAAAGGUGGGAGAUAUGCAAUCAAACAAGUCUUAACACUUGGUGCUGAAUCCCACAUAUCUCCAACCAGGAUCCUUCCUUCCAGCACAUCAAUGCUCUCAACACUUGCCAAACACUACCAAAAAAAGUCUUGGAAGAUUAUCAUGGCUGCAUAUCUUGCAUCUUGGAACUCAGCAGUACUCAAGUCUUAACAGCAAAACCUGUUUUGUGGACUGUCUUGCAAUUUUAUAGAUUACACGAAAGGGAGUAUAAGCAUAUUUGGAUUCCUAUCUAGUUCAAUGCAUGUUACAAAAUGCUUGCUCAAAUCUACCUGCAAUGACUAAUGCAAACCAUCAUAUGCAAAAUCCAAAGGAACUGAGGUUCAAAAAUAUUUUGCAACUUAAUUUCAAUAAUGCAGAGUUUUAUUGUAUGUAAUGUUUUAAACAAAAAGAGUUGUGCAAGUGAAUUUAUGGAGCUCUCCAGAAUACAAAGCUUCUGGCUGAUCUGUUGGACUGGAAUUUUUUUAAUGGGAGCAGUUAAAAUUUCUUUAGCCAGAUUAUUAAUUUGCAUUUACAGUACAGCACCUGGAGGUGGUGUUCAGGUAGGCACGAAAUGGAACCUACAGGUGUUGUCUUGACAGUCAUUUUUUUUUUCCAUUUUUAAACGAUAUUAGAUUCAGUGUGACAUUAGAGAAAAAGGCAGCAUUAGAGAUUAAAAUGAGACAAAUGGAGCAAAUGUGCAGGCAUAUUUUAAACACAUCUGGAACAGCUGGUAGGGGAAAUAGAAGUAUUUUUCUAUUCUUUGAUUUAAUAUUGCAGUAUCAUUAUAAAUGCCUCUGAUUUAAAAUCAUGACAUUUGAUGGUUUUUAGCCUUUUAAUUUGGUAACUAUUUUUUUCCGUGACAAGUUUUCCCAUUAGUUAUUGUCAAAUGCAAAUCACUGAUUAUCAUCUUGGUCAAUAGAUAAUAUAAAAUACAAUUUUUUUUUCAUAUUUGGCUCCUCAAAUUAUAGGCCUCAUUUCUUUUAAGUGUUGGCACAAUAUUGGUGACUAUGUUUAUCAAGUUCACAUAAUUUUUGUCACAGUCUCAUUUGAUUUGUUCCAGGCUGUGUAUCACAUAGGAUGACUUCAUUAGUCAAGCAGAGUUGAAUAACAUUUUGAAGGCAUUUAUGACUAAUGCUUCUGAAUAUAUAAACUGUAGUAUGAAACCAAAGGAGGUAAAUUUCUUAAUUUUGGUUUGGAAAUCUGUCCGUUACAUGAUCCCAUAAUUUUCAUUGGAUUUUCAUAGGAGUUGUUGGUUUUGCAACAGUCAUGUUUGAAUUGAACAACAGACUGCAACUGUCAGAUAACAUCUGCUUACUAACUGAAGAAAAGGCAGAUCCCCUUUAUCCUGCAUAUAUUAGCUUUCUCCCCAAUCUCUACAUGCAAUUCAAUGAGCAAUAACUCUUCUUAGUCCCAAUGACCUGGGUAAUGCCAUUCUUGAGCUUAUUGUCAGAAGAUACAAGUGAAUAGUGUAGGCUGACUUAUCUUUCAGCUUUACCUAUUGGGCUAAUUGCCUUACCCAAUCAGCUUGACUAAGAGCCAGACCUCACUGCAUUGGAUGAGGAAUUACAGGGAAAAUGAAACUUGAAAAUCUUGAAUUAUGAUAUCCAAUGUAAAAAUACUGAGUUCCACUUGCAUACUUUUUUCAAUUGUUAUUUCCUGUUCAAAACAAAUCAAUAAUGCAAGUCUGAAAGGUCAAAUGGAUGAACUAACCACUCCUUGUGUUUAUAAUGGCCAGGAAUCUCUUUAGUUCUUUGAUGUUUCAAAGCCCCUAAGCACUGCAUAAUAAUUUCAAUGCAAAAUUUUUUGUGACAGUAAGAAACUAAUUGAUAAAAUUGAGUAAGAUCUUGUCCGUGUCAAUUUCCAGUCCCUCUUGGAGAUUGAUAAUACACUAAGCCUUCAUGGAAGUUAAUUACAGAAAUGACAGCUAAUCUGUGAUGAAACCUAAUUGUGUCUGUGCACUAGGAUUGUCUAGCAGUGUGGCUGAGAGCAUUCAGCUGUCCUCCUGGUUGUACUUGUGAUAUAAGUAAUGCAGGGGAGUAUUUUGGAUUGCUUCUGGCACCAUACGUGAUGCAAGAGGAUCCAACGUCUUGAGUUAGUUUUUAUUUCUAGACUUGUCAAAUUUUACCUGAAUUAGCACAAAUUGAGGAAAGUAGUUGUGGACACCAUUGAACAACUUAUUUUAAUGUAGAGGAAUUAGUCAGUUUAAUGAAUUGAAAUUGUUUUUGAUAGUAGCUAGCAAAGAAAUAGUCAAGGGGAACAAGCACAUAACUUUUAGAACUCGUAUCUUUCCUAUUCCAUUUUUCUAUAUUGAACUUUUAUAAUGGAUUUAGCAUGUAUGUUAACUUCAUUUUAAAAUACUUCCACGACCAAUUUCUUAACCUGUUUUGGAUAGCCAGCAGCAUUGCUACUGGGAAUGUAAUGAAAAAGACAUUUAACUUUAAAAAAUGGAGCAGUAUGAAAUUACUGGGUUGUUUAUUGAACAUGAAUUCAAGUUUUAAUAUAUCUGAUUGCACUCACUGCCGUUUGUGUGCCAAGUGCAGUAGUUUUGCUAGAGGUUUCACUGAUAGUGGUGUCCUGCAGGCCUACAGAGUAUCUCGGUUUCAGAAAAGCAAUGCAUGUUUGAACAGGUAUUUCUAAGGUUACCUUUUAUAAAUCCUGCAUUAAAAUUACAUGAUCAAGGAGGGAGCUUAAAAUUGUGUUCAUAUACAUUUCAUUCCUUUUAGAGAUUGAAGUGAGUUAGGUAAUGAAUUCUUCACUUGUGUUCUAAGUAAAAUUGUGUGAUGUUACAUCGGUCAGGGUUUGUUUUUUGAUCUAGUAUUGACAGGGUUUGGAAACUUUUGAGAUACUUCGCACUAUAAUAUGGUUUUUCAUUCUAUAAACAUGCAUCAUGACAGACUACAUCAACCUUCUAAAAGAUUCUCAAAAAGUACAAAGAUUCCAAUUUUGACUAAUAAAAAUUUAUUACACUAUGUAAAUUUUAAAGGAAAAGUGUAAUUGAUAGUUCCUUUAAAGAUUUAUAAGUUGCCAAUAAGGGCUUAGAAUGAAACAAAAAUUGAACAUAAAUAGCUAACCUAUAAUUAACACUGUACACUGGAUUAAUAUGAUUUCCUUUAAUUUCCUUAUUUUUAAUCUUUUCUUUCUUUUUACAUCCUUCUCAGUGCUUCACCUCACCUGCUAUGGUGUAAUAUAUGCUGAAAUAUUUUCUAUCGUGGCAUCAGUGUGGACUUUGUAACUGAGUGCAGCAUGGAAAUUUUCUUGUUCAGUGUGGUUUUUCAAAUAUGCAGCCCUUGCAUCUUGAUCACUUGGCAUCAAUUGUGCUUCUGUAGUACUGCUGCAUUACAGAAGUUAGUGGCUAAUCAAAUAAUGAAGGCUAAAUCCACAGUGCAUAGCUGCUGAGACAGCAUUUAGCUUAUACAAUUCCUUUUCUUUCAAUGUAUGUUUCAAGGAGAAAAUAAUGGGUAGUGAGAAGAAGAAAAAUCAACCAUGGAAGCCUGCCAUGGACAAUGUUUAAUAUAGAGCACUGUUUAAAUCUGGGAGUUUCUUCAUGUUACACUGCUGUACAUGCACUCAUUUGAAAUAAUGCAGUUUAUGUUAAGUUUUAAAUUUAGUUGCUUUUUAUAUUUAAAAAAAACUUGGUAGACCAAAUUAUGCUUUGUUGCACAAAUUUUGACAAAACACUCAUUUGGUGCUUUGGCCAUUCUUUAGUGUUCAUACUGGUUACUUUUGGCAUUUCAAGUCGUUCCUUGGGAUGAUUUUAGUGUUGUUUCAUAAAGUGGGUGGAAGAGAAUCCAAAAUUUCAGUCUCUUAACAUCCAGAAACUUGUGGAUGCCCAAGUUUGAAAUUUACGAAUGGCCAUCCAACUUUCUGCACUUUGGAUUGGGAGACAUUCAAGUUAAUUCUGAGCUGUUGUUGCAUUGUUGAAGGAACAUGCAUGCUUGGCAUACUAAUUCUAUUUGUUCUCUCAAACAUUCUGGUUUGAAGAAGGUAUUGAACUGAUUUAUAGAAUUACAUGAGGGAUAAAAUAUACUGCAAGAUCUGUAGCCUCAUGCAAUUUUGAGACUUGGAAAUAUUCUAAAGCAUUUGUCAAAGCUGUUUGGGGUAACACAUAUGCUCAGGGACAGAUUGAGAAUGACCACCUUGUGUUGAGCUAAAGAUUAUGUAUUUCACCAUGGUUCAUGAAUACUGUAUGUCAUUGAAGUGUAAUUUCUAUUUAACCUAACGCCUCAACAAUUCUCACACUCAAAUUGGGUGUGUUCCUUCAAUGCAAUUCAGUGUUCAACUGAAGUACUUUGCAGUUAAAUACUUGUUUUAAAUAUUGGGUUAGGGCAAAAGAAGAGCUGUACAAUAAACAUUAGUAAUCAGUACGGAUCUUUGGGGAAAAUGUCUCUUCAUACAUUGUAUAUGUUUGCAUGGUCUUUUAAAGCAGUUAAUAACUGGAUUGACUAACCCUUCAAAUGUUGAAUCCUAGCCAAGCAAUGAAAUGCUGUUUUUUCUAACCAUUCUUUUUAUUGGAUGUAGAGGUUCUGCUUUCCCCCCCCCCCCUCCUUUUGCAUUAAAAGCAUUUAUUGGGAAGCAAACACCAAUUAGAAUUUAAAGACCAUUUAAAAAAACAAAAUAUAAAGGAGCUACCAUCUGUUCUCAGAGUCUUCAACCUAAUCCUGACCCCCUCCCCAGCUUGCAUUCUUAUCAGACUUGGUGUGAUUCAGUGUACACAGCUGCUCAGCAGUAGUCUAGGUGGAUGUAAUCUGAACUAUUUCCCCAUUCUAAUUUUUUAAAAAGUUGGGAUUUUGAAUAGCAGCAUCUUACAGAAUGAGUAGAUUGUGUUUGGUGUGCAGUAUAGUGCUGUAUGACAGCUUUUCUGUUCAAAAUAAAAUGAGCAUAUGCAACACAUAGGCACAGCAGAAUCACCCCAGUGAGAGUUACGUACAUUUUUGUUAGAGGCACACUUUUUUAAAAAAUUGACUUUCAAACACUAUGCUUAAUAAAAAGAAUAUUAUUUUGGUACUUAUUUAGUCUCAGUCAGUGUCGUCUUCCGGAAAUUAGUUAUAAAGCACCGUUUUACAUUGGAUAACAUAAACCAGAAAUUCUGACAAUUCCUUUCUGAGCCAGUUCAAUUAUGUGUAAAUUCAUACAUUGUUAUUUUUUUAAAAGCAAUCUGACAAGUAGAUGAGCUCAGAUUUAAAAAGAAACUUCAAGGCAUGUUUAUUGUAACAAGAAUUGUUAUGUAUUAAUACUUAAGUUUUCAAUAAAGAUUGACUUGUGUUGCUUA